Molecule: messenger RNA, 1024 nt
Organism: Exserohilum turcica Et28A
Lineage: Eukaryota; Fungi; Ascomycota; Dothideomycetes; Pleosporales; Pleosporaceae
Exons: 1
Coding region: 155-802 (215 amino acids)
Cellular component (GO): post-mRNA release spliceosomal complex; U2-type spliceosomal complex
Source: RefSeq, a predicted model, not a curated record
CCACACCUGCGACUGCCAGCCCCGCUCUCCGAUUCGCGCCAAGCUUGACUAGAAAUCGUUGAAUAGCAAACAAAAGCCAAUCCUCGAGCCUUUGCGACCUAUUUCGGCCGGACAGAUCCCACAGCCUCUCCGGCGCAAACCACGAGCCUUCACCAUGUCUUCACACGAGAAGCUGGCAGCAGCAGCCAACGACCGCAAAUCGCGCCUCGCCCAGUUGAAGUCGCUCAAGCGAAAGCAAGAACAAAUAUCAGACGCGCCCGAGGCUUCGGAAUCGCCCUCUACCCAGGAGCAAAGCGAGACUUCGCAAGCCCUCACGCGCACCGAAGAUGAAGAGUCCUCAGUAGCAGCAACAUAUCUCUCUGGCCGAAACUAUGACCCCAAAACGCGGAAUGUUAAGCUGGGCUUUGACAAUCUGCCCAUUGCCGACCCCACCAACACACUAGAGUACAAGGCAGAGCAGUUGGCGCUCGAGUCAAAGGCACAGCAAGAUGCGGAGAAGGCAGAAGAUAAGGGGCUGGACCUGUUCAAGCUACAGCCCAAGAAGCCAAACUGGGAUCUGAAGCGAGACUUGGAGCAGAAGAUGCGUGGACUAAAUGUGCAGACGGACAACGCCAUUGCCAAAUUGGUUAGGGAAAGAGUUGAGGCGCAAAAGGCGAUACGAGAGAAACAACCAAGAGACAGCAACAGCGGUGAUGAGGUGGGCAUGGAGGGCACUGAACUGGUCGAGGCUAUGCACUUGAAGGAGCAGGAGGAGGAGCGGGAAAGGAAACGGGAAGCAGAAGAGGAGGAAGAUGUCAGCUGAAAGGCUGCAGCGAGCGUAGGAAGCUGCUCACCUCAACCAAAACGCGAUAAGAUGGCUGCACCGUGUAAACUUACGAGUACCAUGAACAAUCCCGUCAGGAUCACCCUGACCCUACGCGCUCGCACAUACAAAACAAAAACACAAGCAUGCAAGGCAGACACAUACGAGGCAGAAGAAGCAUGCAAAGUAGAAACAUGUCAAACGCCCUUGGCUCGCAGGAAC